This is a messenger RNA of Cheilinus undulatus (humphead wrasse), 6492 nucleotides long. It is a transcript of the gene plekhm2, whose product is annotated as pleckstrin homology domain containing, family M (with RUN domain) member 2. The record is from RefSeq and is a predicted model, not a curated record. Gene Ontology annotation, cellular component: endosome membrane. The coding region runs from base 518 to 3604 and encodes 1028 amino acids. The transcript has 20 exons. Gene Ontology annotation, biological process: positive regulation of membrane tubulation; regulation of protein localization; Golgi organization. NCBI's taxonomy places the organism in Eukaryota, Metazoa, Chordata, Actinopteri, Labriformes, Labridae. Gene Ontology annotation, molecular function: kinesin binding.
AGUCUCGAGCCCCAAAGUAACCGGAGCAGCCGUUACCUUUUUAUCUUAUUCGCUUAUGCGUUUGAGGGAAUAAUGCGAAAAGAAAUGUUUACUAUUUAUAACAGCAACACUGAGUUAUUUAAUUUUGACUGACAGGGGUAGUAUGAUAAACAAAACAGCUGCUGAAAGUUGUCAUUGGUUGGGCUUCAAACUUGCUAGCCGCCCCCAGCCAAAGUGUAGCGUAAGAAAAAGUCAAGCGAGAUGCUAACGCGUAGCUAGGCUAACACUAGUUGGCUAACCGCAUCCGUUGGGAGACUUUUCUCGCUGUUUCAUAUGCUUCACUAUCACGACUUUUAACUAGCGGCAAGAGCCUUUUCAGUGUUGACACUGGAUAUACUAGAGGUAAUGUUAGUUUGGCCCAACAGUGUUAGUAAGCAAGAUAAUGUUAGCUAGCUAGGGUAGCUUUAGCGAUAGCAAAACAAGAGCUGUGCUUCGGGAGUCAGCUGACAGUCUGCCGUUGGCUGCCAAAAGAUCAGUGAUGGAUCAACUGAAAGUGAAGGAUCGCAUAUUGGAAAACAUCUCUCUAUCUGUCAAGAAGCUGCAGAGUUACUUUGCAGCCUGUGAAGAUGAGACCCCAGCAAUUCGAAACCAUGACCGGGUUCUGCAGCGCCUCUGUGAACACCUUGACCAUGCUCUAUUGUAUGGGCUGCAAGAUAUCUCCUCAGGCUACUGGGUCCUGGUUCUUCACUUUACCAGAAGAGAAGCUGUCCGUCAGAUAGAUGAGCUUCAGCACAUAGCAACUAACCUUGGGCGAAGCCGUGCAUGGUUAUACCUGGCACUGAGUGAGAGUUCUUUAGAAAGCUACCUACGCCUCUUCCAGGAAAACCAAGGCUUACUGCAGAAGUAUUACUUCAAGAACGCAUUAGUCUGCAGCCAUGAUCACCUCACGCUCUUCCUCACACUGGUGUCUGGGUUGGAAUUCAUCCGAUUUGAUCUGGAGCUGGAUGUGCCCUAUCUGGAUGUGGCUCCCUACAUGCCAGAAUACUACAAACCCCAGAAUCUACUGGACUUUGAGGAAAGGCUACCAAGCUCAGACAGCUUGUCCUUGCACUCCUUCACAUCCCUCACUUCAACAAACCUGGAAUGGGAUGACAGUGCCAUAGCCCCGUCCAGUGAAGAUUAUGAUUUCGGUGACAUCUUCCCCGUGCUGCAGUCAUUGCCAAGUGCAGACUGGGAAGAGGGUGACCUGACGGACCAGGCCAGCUGCCCACGGUCCAGUGGCUCUGAUCCUCAGACGGUCAUCAGUGACACUGUGGUCCUUCCUGCACACACGGUCUGUGUGAAAGGAGCAGCUCAUCCCUCUGCACACAGCCCCACAUUCAGACACAACCCCUUCAACGAAGAUUCAGACACAAACACCAACACCUCAGCCGAUAUCACGCCAGUUCACGUGGCCAGCCGCCAUAAUGUGAUCACUCCCACCAAUGGAGAUGACAUAGAGAAUGCCAGUAAUGAGCUGGAGGUCAUCAGGAUGGCCAAGCGAAGGAAACCAACCAAGAAGCGACGAGGGAAGGGCUCUACAGAUUCCAGCAGCAGCAUCCAUAACUCAGUCUCCUCUGAGCACAUAGAAAUAGACAGCAGCCUUCAGGCUUCAGAGGAUGUGGACUUAUCAAACUGCUCUGCUUUCCAGCUAGAGGCUGAAGGAGACAUGAGGAGGAGCAGGGUGGGAUCAGAGGUUGUGGAGGAAGGAGAUGAGGAUGGAGUGGAAGGCCUCCUGCGGCUCCCGAAGAUGAGGGACACCUCCAUGGACACAGUGGGCCAACCCCUCAGUGAUGUCAUGGAUCGGCUCAACGGGGCUCUUGACAAUGAGGAGGAACCCUGGGAGCACCUAGAGGAGGAUGUAGAGGAGAAAAACAGUGAAGACUGUAACCAUAAUGCCGAGCCCCCUGAACAGCAGCCCUUUCGAGAGGGUACAGGGGGCGAGCCACCUGACCGUGCCAAUGGAGAGACGUGUCUCUCUCCCCUGGCCGCAAGCCCCAAUUUCCUGCAGACCUCCCCUGCACCUACAGACUUAUGCUGCUUUACCGCCAACAGUCCAGACUCUGCUCCCACAGGUGGUGGCUACUAUGACAUUACAGAGCAUAGCCAGUCGCAGACUCUUUCAGGUGGCAUUGAUGAUGAAAAACAGGCAGAAGCGUCGUCAGGACAGAAAUCAGACAUGAAGACCCAAGGGGAAGAAACAGAGGAAGGACAGGAAGCAGGUACAGAGGAACUGCAAGAGGAGAAGCUAAGUCCCUCUGAAAGCACUCAUCCUGCAGAGUUUAAGGUGGAUAACAAUCACUUGCUGCUUCUCAUGAUUCACGUAUUCAGAGAGAAUGAAGAGCAGCUCUUUAAGAUGGUAAGAAUGAGCACGGGCCAUAUGGAGGGUGAUCUCCAGCCACUCUAUCUGCUGCUGACUGAUUGUUACAUUUACCUGCUUAGGAAGGGUGCAGCAGAGAAGCCCUAUACAGUAGAAGAUGCUGUUUCUUAUAAUGAGCUGGACUAUCUAUCAGUGGGCCUCGACCAGCAGACUGUGACAGUAGUUUGCACCAACAGACGAAGGAAAUUCCUGUUGGACACAGCUGACGCUUCUCUAACAGUCUGGUUCUUGUCUAUUCUGAAGUCAGCCAUGGUGAAGGGUUGUCGGGAGCCUCCUUACCCUUCUGUUUUGACUGAUGCUACAAUGGAAAAACUGGCUCUGACCAAGUUUGUCUCCCAGGAAUCUCACUGUGAGGUGUCCGAAGUGUCUAUCCAGCUAUAUUCUUUGGUCCACUGGGAGGAUCCAAUGGAAAUGGCCAUAUCACCCCAGGGUGGCCCAUCAAGGUGUGGGGGAGCUUCCAGCACCAAGGAGGGCACACUACAGUACCGAGCUGGAACCACCUACCUUGGCAAAGAGUUGUGGAAAAGCUGCUACCUCGUCCUCAGUAAUGGGAUUCUUUACCUGUAUUCAGAAAGAACUGAUGGGACACCUGUAAUGUCAGUCACUAUGGGAGGAGAGCACUGCGGAGGCUGCCGGCGCUCAAACAGCACAGAGCAUCCCCAUGCCUUCCAGGUCAUCCUGACCGAACGGCCUCCACUAGAGCUCAGUGCUAACAAUGAGCAGGACAUGGCUGACUGGAUGCAGCUGCUCUGCCAGUCCGUCUCCAGAGGGGUUAUCCCCCAGGGUGUGGCUCCAACCCCAUGCAUCCCAUGCUGCUUGGUGGUGACGGAUAUGAAGCUGCUUACCUGCCAUCAGGACUGUCAGACAAGCUUUUUUCGUUCAUUGGGCAGCGCUGAUAUCUGUGAUGUCACGGGGGUUAGCCUUGAAGCAGACAAGGAGUACUGUGUCAUUGAGUUUGCAGCUGAUCGGACCCAGUUCCUUCCUCCGUGGGUCUUGUACUUCAGUGGCUGUGAGGAGAGAGAUCGACUUCUGGGGGCGUUGAACAGCACAUGGAAGGCUAUUUUCCAGGUUGACCUCCCCCACAGAGAGGUGUUUGAUCCGUCUGUGCAGAAGCGUUGUGGUGAGGCCCUCGCUCUGAUGCACAGUGCCUGGCAAAGAGCAGACAGUUUGGCCAGAGGCAGAGCCCAGCGUGAACCCUGGUGCUAAUGGACCCACACAGACACACGUACAUACAAUUAACUAUGGUUAGCCACUGGAAUUGGCUGAUAUUUCAGCAGUUUUCUAUAGUUCCAGGAUAGAGCUUUAACUCUUACAUAAACAUCACCACAAACAGAUCAGUGUGGAGCAAGAUAGAAGAUGGAGGUAAGCCAAUCAGAUAAGGCUAUAUGUUGUAAUGCUACAAUCUGACCUUUGCCACGCAUCUCUGAUUCGCUGGUAAAUCUGUAUAUCAUAGGAACAGCAGGAGCAGCAAGGCAUAUGGCACAGCCUUUGCAGUGAUGCAAAACAUUAUCACCAUUGAAGACAUUCAAGGAUGCCUCUGCAGGAACAUGCAUUCUGAAAAGCAAGGUUAUUUGAUAGGAUGUCUUUUGAGGGACUGAAAUUUUGCAGAAAACAAAAUCAGUUGUGUAAUGAAUACACACAUUGAUAACAAUGUGUGUAUUCUUGCUACACUGUACGUCAACAAGCCCCUCUGAAGUAAGAAUAAAUGUAUACCUCCAGAAGUUUCCUUCGAGGGGAAUCUGCUUGAAAGUGUACAAGGAUCUGAGUUAAAAGUAAAAAUAAGAGGUGUUAUAACUAUUAGUUUUCCUGUGUGGUGAAGUAAAUGAAAGAAUUUAAUAAUCAUUACAUUAAUAAUGAUUUAUUAAAAAUUGUUCUGGAUGCUCCUUGUGCUAUUUGUGAAGAAAGCCAUAUAUAAAGAGGGAACUAAAUGCUUGUUCACUUCAUGCUCCCUUGCCUUGCACAAAAAAGUGCUUUCUUCUGCACAACUUUAAAAUGAUACAAAUCACUCCUUGCUUGCUAACAGUUAGCAGAAGCUCUACUGAACUGCUUAAAUGUGGCACAUCCAUAAACUAAUAUAAGGCACUGUACAGUAUCUAUGAAUAAUCACUGAUGGUCGUGUAUGUCUCUGCUCUUCAGUUUUGGUUUGUCUGAUGACUCAUACCUCUACACUGAUCAAAGAACAUGUGGUUAUUUAACUCUUGCACUGUUACAUGACAUGCAUAUACCUGUUUUGUCUGUCUGAGAUGUUUCUCUACUAGUUUGAAAGUGAUCACCCAGAUAAAGAUAUCAGGAAAUGCAACAGACUUGCCUUUUUCUCCGCUCCAGAAAAACGAGUGGAGGCUUCCAUGCUGACUUGCACAUUGUUAGUCUUUUUAAUUUAAAUGGUACUAGUUUUAUUGAAUUAAGAACAUGCUCAUUUAUUUACAUUUUGUGAAAGUGGGAACAAUUAUUUCUAAAUUAUUAGAGUAUAGUAACAUUUAAUGAUAAGUAUAGCAUCUGCUUUGGCAGAUGUGUGCAUCCCUUAAAUAUGGGUAUUGUCAAGUUAGAAUGACACUCUGAGUGAGGAAUCCUUUAAUGAUUGACAGCUACAAGACUUUUUUGGCUUUACCGUUUCACUCCUGGCUGGAAAAAACAUGUAUAUUUACAUUAUCCAUCAUGUAAAGGGUUCAACUGAUGGUUUACAGCCUGAAGCAACUGUUACAUAUAUAGCAUGUAAUAUCACUAAAAAUUAAUAUAAAAUUGAGUAUGUGUUACAAUCUGUCCUCAACAUUAACACAGCUUUGAGUUAUACUGCUCCUGUAAUGAUAUUAGUGUAACCACUCUCGUGUCAAGGAUGACAAAAAUGUGGGAUAUGUUUCACAAUGACAAUGUUGCCUUUAUGAUAAUCUCUUAAAACAAAUAUUUGCAUAUGAAUGCACAAUCUGUUGGCACUGGACAAGACUGUGGUUUGGGAAGUGGUAUUGACUAACCACUUUGAAAGGGCUUUCGUUGGGAAGAAAGAAGAUAGAUAAAAUAGAUAAAGUGGAUCUCUUAUUAGAGACAUAAUAGUGUCCAUGUAUAGAAUAUGACUCCUGUUGAUAAGAUGCUGGUAUUAAACCGGCAGGUUUUUCUUGAAAAUUGUGGUUGUGUUCAGUAGAGUACAGACACUAAAUUUCUUGUUCAAUGUUUCUACCAAAACGAUGAUAUUAAACACAUGCCAGUAUGGAAAACCUUCGAAUAAUACCCAGCUCGACACAUUUAUUACCAACUUAAGUUUAAAAGCAUAUGUCUAUGUUCCUCAGCCACACUGUAUGACCUUCAUGUUAGCAUCAGUGCUUUACACAUUUCUAAGUGCCACUUGUUCUUUCUCAUCUUCUGCUCUUUACAAAGAAAUCUAAUCUCAGGUGACAAAGGUACUUCACAUUAGAAACCUUAACAAUCACCAAAUUUUUUUUUAACUGCUGCUGUUUUGUCUAAUUUUAGUUUUUAAAUCCCCUUUUUUAUAGUUUUUUUCUGUUUCCUCCUGUGUUCAGUACAGCAUUAUGAAGUUAUUUUGCGCAGAGAGAAAGAGAGCUGCAAAGCACCAUGAAAUGUUGGUAAAAGGUUUGAUGUAAAACUCCUUUACUAAUUCAUCAGGUUCCAAAAUAGGACUGGUUUGUAUGAAUCCUCUGCCCCAGUGGGUUACUUCAGGUCUUCUUGACCAGGGACAGUAAAGUUGCAAUAGUUGGACUUACUUGAAAUGUUUGUUGGAUUAUUCAUUUGAAAGCUGAAUACUUAAAGAUGUGGCCUAUGAAGUGUAUAUUAAGAAAGAGAUCCCUUUUUUGAGCAGUGUUUUGAAUGUGGGACAUUGCUGGCCAAUGAUGGAAGACAUCUGCUAAAAGAUGCAUUGUCAAAGCGUUUUAUUGAUUUUGUUCAUUAAUGCGUACUGCAUGUAAUAUUUGUAUUAUGUUUAGCAGGUUUUUGGAAUUGUAAAUUGAGCACUAAUCAGUAUAACAUGCUGUACACUCACAUACGAGGUGCAUGUCCUGAAGGUUUUAUACUGUUCAUAAUGAUAAUGAAUGUACAAAUAAACCUUUGUGAUUGGACAGCGUAACAGAAUAAACAGAUGUAAAGAA